AUGGUUCCUGAAUUAUCUGAUGCAUUCAUGUACACUGAAUCUGCUAAAGAUUUUUGGAAAGUGUUGAACGAAAGGUAUGGACAGAGUAAUGGACCUCUUAUCUUUCAAUUGGAAAGAGAAUUGAGCAAAGUUUCACAAGGUAACCUUUCUGUUGCUUCCUAUUUCAAUAAAUUGAAAAGAUGUUGGGAUAAACUAAGCAAUCUGAAUGGCAUCCCUUCUUGUACUUGUGGAAAGAUGGCUGAAUGUACUUGUGAUUUGAUUAAGAAAUUUCUUGCAAUGGAUAGCCGAUCUAAGUUGAUGCAAUUCUUGAUGAAACUCAAUGAUGAUUAUGAAUCUGUUAGGAGUCAGAUCUUGUCCACAUAUCCUUUACCCUCUGUUAACAAAGCUUAUUAUAUUGUUCAACAAGUGGAAAAACAAAGACAAGUGCUUUCUUUGUCAAUAACAAUCCUAAAGGACAUUUUGGAGGAAAAAAGGAUUUCAAGUUUGGAAAAUUUGAGCAGAAAGGGGAUAAUAAACAUGUUUGCACUUAUUGUAAACAGGAAGAAAGCCAUUAAAAAGGGUUCUAGAAUUGCUGCUCAGGUUGUGUCUGAAGAAAUGAUUGAGGAGUCUCCUUUUGGGGUUAUGAAUGAUCAAGAACAGAUUGGUAUGAAUAAACAAGGUCUUGAUCAACAAUUAGUUGUUGCUGUUUGUCAAGAGGUUAUGAAGAUGUUCAAUGGCAAGAAUCCUAUGGUUGAAAAUGGCUCUUCUCAUCAUGUCUAUUCCAACCAAGCCAGUACCUCUAAUGCAGACCCUAUUACUAAGCAAGUUGUGGCACUUGGAAAAGGGUCCAACCGUUUGUACAUCUGCAAACCUACACCAAGCAUGGAUGUUUUUACUUCUUCAGUAUCUGCCUUUCAUGAGGCUUAUUCUAAUUCUGUUGUUACUCCUUUUGUUCCUUUGAAUAAAGAAUCUUGUAGUAAUUUUGUUAUGCCUAAACCUUCUGUUACACUGGACAUACUUCAUGCCAGACUUGGGCAUACUUCUUUGUCUAAAAUGGCACAUUUUCCAGAUUGUAAAAACUUGGAUGCUUCACAUUUUCAUUGUGAUAGUUGUAUGGUUUCUAAAGCUCAUAGAUUGCAUUAG
This is a messenger RNA of Erigeron canadensis, 1122 nucleotides long. RefSeq lists its product as uncharacterized. NCBI's taxonomy places the organism in Eukaryota, Viridiplantae, Streptophyta, Magnoliopsida, Asterales, Asteraceae. The record is from RefSeq and is a predicted model, not a curated record. The coding region runs from base 1 to 1122 and encodes 373 amino acids. The transcript has 3 exons.